AUGUCCUCCAUCCCGUACGACCUCCUCCCCAGCUGCGACCCCGACUUCGCCCACAUGAAGCUCAACCAAAAACAAUCCUUCGUUAACCGCUUCUUCGGCAUCCGCGCCUGCGACAACAAGAAAGACACCAGCCUCGCCGCCCUCUACUCCCACAACACUUCCCGUGCCUUCUCCUCCGCCACAUCAUCCACAAGCUCCUCGUACAUCUCGCUCAACCCAAAGGCGCCCUCGAGCAGCAUGCGUAUCCCCAUGGCCACGCCCCGCAGACCGCGCUCCAACACUGCGAACUCGUCGACCUCGGUGGCGUCGUUCGUGUCGCAGAGCUCCUUGCACAGCUGCGCUUCGUACAGCAGCCUGCGCAGCCGGUCGCCGAGUCGGGAGAGGAGGGGAGUGAUAGAAGAUGGGUGGACGCCUGUGGAAGAGUACUUCUAG
Molecule: messenger RNA, 432 nt
Organism: Paraphaeosphaeria sporulosa
Lineage: Eukaryota; Fungi; Ascomycota; Dothideomycetes; Pleosporales; Didymosphaeriaceae
Exons: 1
Coding region: 1-432 (143 amino acids)
Source: RefSeq, a predicted model, not a curated record